AGUCAUAUGCGAUGCUGAUUAUUUCAUUUUAUAUCUCGGUUUUCGUCAGUAUUUUCGUAUUUCCUUAAAUAGAACCCAGCGAAAUGAAUUAAGAAAAAAAGCAAAAAUACAUAAAAAGUGGAAAUCAUAUAUAGCAUGUGAAAUAUUAAUAAAAAAUUUGAUAUUUAUUUGAGCAAUAUUAAAAAUAAAUAAUUGCUUUUAGUGUUAUAUUGAAAAUAGUGUGUUCUUUAUUACUUUAUUAAGUCGAAAAAAGGGGGAAACAAUUAAUUAAGUCUAAACGAAAAGAAUCAAACACCAAUUUUUUUUUUAUGAAACAUAAUAGAUAUAUCUAUAUAUAUACAUAUAUAUAAACCAACGAAGUCUGAUACAAUAUAUUUGUGAAUUCGGGAACACAAUAUAGAAAUAAACAAAAAAUUCAGGUACAACAAGAACAAGAACAACAACACAGCAAUAGGAAUUCAAAUACAAGACGACAAUGGAAGCAAUUGCCAAACACGAUUUCUCAGCAACCGCCGAUGACGAACUCAGUUUUCGCAAAAGCCAAAUUUUAAAGAUAUUAAACAUGGAAGAUGACUCAAAUUGGUACCGCGCUGAAUUAGAUGGCAAGGAAGGCCUUAUCCCUAGUAAUUAUAUAGAAAUGAAAAAUCAUGACUGGUACUAUGGUAGAAUAACACGUGCUGAUGCGGAAAAACUCCUCUCCAACAAACAUGAAGGUGCAUUUUUAAUUCGUAUAAGUGAAUCAAGUCCUGGUGAUUUUUCAUUAUCUGUCAAAUGUCCUGACGGUGUUCAGCAUUUUAAAGUUUUACGUGACGCACAGGGUAAAUUCUUCCUUUGGGUGGUUAAGUUUAAUUCCUUAAAUGAAUUAGUUGAAUAUCAUCGAACGGCAAGCGUAUCGCGAUCACAAGAUGUUAAAUUAAGAGAUAUGAUACCAGAGGAGAUGCUCGUACAAGCAUUAUAUGAUUUUGUGCCACAAGAAUCCGGCGAAUUGGACUUUAGACGCGGCGAUGUCAUCACCGUCACAGAUCGUUCUGACGAGAAUUGGUGGAAUGGCGAGAUUGGCAAUCGAAAAGGCAUAUUCCCAGCAACCUAUGUAACGCCAUAUCAUUCAUAAUAAACUUCAGUGGGGGGAUAACGAUAUUAUAUCAACAACUAAACAAAAACAACACAAAUUUAAAUACACACAAAAUGCGUUUAUAUACAAUACAACUACACAUACAACACAUCCACACACAAACUCACCAUUAUUGCCACCAACACCAACUACGUAAAAAUUCAAAAAAAGAGAAAGAAACCAAUUUGAUUAUGUUGGCGAGAUAGAAAGAACAACAAUGAAUGCAAAAACAAAAUCAAAUAACUUUUAAAUGCAUUUUAACGUUUUGCAACUAAAUUUAAAAUUAU
This is a messenger RNA of Teleopsis dalmanni, 1398 nucleotides long. It is a transcript of the gene drk, whose product is annotated as growth factor receptor-bound protein 2. NCBI's taxonomy places the organism in Eukaryota, Metazoa, Arthropoda, Insecta, Diptera, Diopsidae. Gene Ontology annotation, molecular function: protein binding. The transcript is spliced from 5 exons. Bases 476 to 1111 code for a protein of 211 amino acids. The record is from RefSeq and is a predicted model, not a curated record.